AUGGCACCCGGCCCAACACCUUCGUUGCCGGGGUCGCAUGCAGCUAGCCAGCACCCGAAAGCAACCCCUCUGGUGCAGGCCAACAACCGGUUACCGCAGGACGCCUCAGCCACACCACCUGCGAUGCUUCCAGCCGUCUCCCAGCCAACCCGCACCAACCAUCCUCCAACCCCGGAUGGCUUGGAACCGACUCCCGCCUCACCUGUGACACCCACCGUGGCCACCACGCGUCCACCCAAUAGCCGGUCCCACCCAGGCUCCGUUCCCCGUGCACUCCGCGGCCUCCUGCCACACAAUACUCCUGCCGCUGUUGUCAUUGGUUGA
Messenger RNA from Patiria miniata (bat star), 324 nucleotides. Its product is annotated as extensin-like. The record is from RefSeq and is a predicted model, not a curated record. The transcript has 2 exons. NCBI's taxonomy places the organism in Eukaryota, Metazoa, Echinodermata, Asteroidea, Valvatida, Asterinidae. Bases 1 to 324 code for a protein of 107 amino acids.